ACUAUUAUAAAUAGGGUACCUCUCACUCAACACAGUGAGAACAAACUCAUAGCCAUCCAGAAACACGAGUGAGUGAGAUUGAGAGAGAUGGAAGUUGUUGAUCAAGUGCCCCUCAUGAAUGGAGGAACGGGAGACACAAGCUACGCAAGUAACUCCCUAUGUCAGAAAAAAGGGAUAUCUAUGACCAAGCCUAUCACAGAUGAUGCUAUAACCAAUCUCUAUUCCAGCAUCUCGCCAAAGAGUCUAGUCAUCGCAGACUUGGGUUGUUCUUCUGUACCAAACUCUUUGUUUGUGAUUUCUGAACUUAUCAAGGUCGUGGAUGAGCUUCGACAAAAGCUAGGACAUCCAUCACUUGAAUAUCAAGUACUCUUGAACGACCUUCCUGGGAAUGAUUUUAAUACCAUUUUCAAGUCAUUGCCAAGCUUCCAGAAAAAAAUGAGUAAUCAACUGGGUGUUGGAGUUUGUCCUAUUUUUAUUUCAGGAGUACCCGGUUCUUUCUAUGGCAGACUUUUCCCGAGCAAGAGUCUGCAUUUUGCCCAUUCUUCUUAUAGCCUCCACUGGUUAUCUCAGGUUCCUGAGCAAUUGGAGAAUAACGAAGGGAACAUUUGCGUGGCAUGUACAAGCCCGCCAAUUGUACUUAGGGCCUACCACGCGCAAUUUCAAAAAGAUUUUUCAAUGUUUUUAAGGUGUCGCGCAGAGGAAUUGGUGGUUGGAGGGCGAAUGGUCUUAUCGUUUCUGGGCAGAAGAAGUGAAGAUCCCUCCAGCAAAGAGUGUUGUUAUAUUUGGGAACUUUUGGCUUUGGCACUCAAUGACUUGGUCUCCAAAGGACUCAUUGAAGAAGAAACAAUGAAUUCCUUCAAUAUUCCUCAAUACUCACCAUCCCUAUCAGAAGUGAAAUCUGAAGUUUUAAAAGAAGGAUCUUUCUCCAUUGAUCAUCUUGAGACUUUUGAAGUGAAUUGGAUUGCACGUGAUAGCAAACUCAUGAUGAACUCGCCCGAUGCGUUUUUUGAUGAUGGAUACAAUGUUGCAAAGUGCAUUAGAGCUACCGUUGAGCCUUUGCUUAUUAGUCAUUUUGGAGAUGCAAUUAUUGAGGAGGUUUUCUGCAGAUACAGAGAAAUUCUUUCUAAUUGCCUUUCUAAAGAGACCAAUAACUUUAUCAGUAUCAUCAUUUCUGUAACAAAAAACGGAUGAUCAUGAUCGAUCAAGAUAUUGAUCCAUGAAUUUCUUGUAUUGAAUGUAAGACAGAUCAUAAUCAGUACUUUGAAAUAAGAGCCUAUGUUCUUAG
Messenger RNA from Juglans microcarpa x Juglans regia, 1285 nucleotides. RefSeq names its product S-adenosyl-L-methionine:benzoic acid/salicylic acid carboxyl methyltransferase 3-like. The coding region runs from base 88 to 1191 and encodes 367 amino acids. The record is from RefSeq and is a predicted model, not a curated record. Lineage: Eukaryota; Viridiplantae; Streptophyta; Magnoliopsida; Fagales; Juglandaceae. The transcript has 4 exons. Gene Ontology annotation, molecular function: S-adenosylmethionine-dependent methyltransferase activity. Gene Ontology annotation, biological process: methylation.